Messenger RNA from Cuscuta campestris, 659 nucleotides. The record is from the annotation of a GenBank genome assembly. NCBI's taxonomy places the organism in Eukaryota, Viridiplantae, Streptophyta, Magnoliopsida, Solanales, Convolvulaceae.
CGAUAGCUCGAACGGAAGACAAAUCGACGAAAUCAAACGAACGGGUCAAAUUGAGUCAAAAUACGAAAUCGACCAAUCAAUCCGGCGUGGAGGUUAAUCUGCCGGCAAUAUCAAUCCGGGGCAGCGGCUGGAUGCGGCGACGGUGACGGAUGCCGGCGACAGUGGCGGAGCGGCAGCGUGACGGCGGUGAGCAGCGACUGGCGGCGCUGCAAUUCGACGGCGAGGAAGGACGCCGGCAGUGGAGGCGACGUCCGGCAGAACGACGAGGUGAACCGUCGUCGGCGGCGCUGAUGCUGACGGCGGACCUCUGGCGGAGGAAGCAGAGGCGGCGACUGGCUGGGGAAGAGCGACCGGCGCUGGACUCGACGGCGAUGAUGGCGGCGGACUUCCCGGUGAAGACGAAACAGCGGCGAUUGGAGACCGUCAUCGGCGGCGCUGACCCUGGCUGUAGGCGACGGGGUUCCGGCGACGGUAAGGCAGCAGUGAUAGGCUGGUGCGGCGAGGGGGCGGAGGUCUGCGAUGCCGGCGUGGUCGAACGGGAUUGGAUGAACAGCUUGGCGAUCAGUGAUGCUCAAUGAAGUGGAUGACCUGAAGCUGUCUAAAUUUAAAUUAUUUAUUUUGAUGAAUUCAUUUACUUAAACUAAAGGAAUAUUUGGGAU